AUGGCGGCAGAACGAUGGAUUAUUCUGUUGGUGUUUGGAAGAUAUUUACUUCAUACAGAUGCUGUAUGCACAUAUCCAACAGACGUGAGAGGUGAAUGGUAUUCGUCGUCAAACGGCCUGCUCACAUUCCAGAGCUCAUCCAUUGAAGGUUUUACCAGCAGUGCUACACUUAUAGGUACACAAAAUUACACAUGUGAAUUUGAUGGAACAGGCGACAGAUAUAUAAGCAAAGCAACCGUUCAGUUUUUCACGACAGUAACCGGCGAGGUGUAUCUCUGUAUCAACAUGAUGAAAGUCACAGAAAACAAGUAUAUUGUCCAGUAUGAAUCAGAAAUCGACUCCACCACAAACCAACGCGAGGUUGUCAUUUUUUCUGGAACUGGUCAAGUGGCCACAGAAAAUAACACAUGUAAUAUAGUAGGUUCCUAUCCGACGGGCAACCAUGAAAUCUUCGUUCAAAAAGAUUCAGUAGAGAGCGCUGCUAUAUCGUGUCCUGACGUUCUAAAGAGUACAUUUGAUGUCUUGGUUUCCGAUCUGUCUUGUACCGGAUCAAAAUUAGACGGAAAAACAAACACCACUCGACUGUCUUUUACGUAUUCCAGCUGCGCCCAGCAAGCGUUAUUUUCAUCAAAUGGACAGUAUACAUGCAUGUACAGUUUAAACGAAGGAUCAUAUACUUAUCUUAAUGUACUCAACAAUGAUUCUUCUGUAAAUGAGCCAACAACCUACAGGUUCUCAUGCUUCGUAUUGGAGACACAAAAGAGACUUGUUUAUCUAACACAAUACCCGGAAAUAUGUCAAUCUGGACAGACACCGUACAACGUAUCCUCACCCGGAAGAUACCUGUUGUUUGUUAACAACGACCCCGUUACAGACAUGGGUGGACAGAUCGCUGUUGGGGUCAUUGUCGGUCUUGCGGUCAUCCUCGUCUUCGUUUUUGGCAUUGUAUCAUUUCUGAAGUGGUUUAUGUACGCAAGCAAGAAAAAAAUCAACCCAUUGCAAGACGCAGAAGCAAUUCAGGACACAGCAAGAUACUACUGGAGAUUCCUUAAAAAGAGGUUUGCUGAAAAGGAAGAACCUUUCGAUGAUAUUCCAAAGAUCUUAAAGAUCAGAAAGAAAAGAAUGGAACGAAAAGCGCAGUUGGCCAGAAAGGAAUCGUUUGUGAUGGAGUUAGAAGUUCAUGAAGAAAUAAGCGAAGAACCUGAGUUUUCUGAUAUUGAAAUAACUGUGCCUAAGUCUGCUAUUCGGCGAUUACCGUCAAUGGAUCGUAAGAAAUUUGUACAGUGGAUAGAUCACAGAAAUACAGGUGUGACGGACUUCCGAGCGACGCCAAUCUGGCAGAAAGACUGGGAAUCCUAUAGGGACCCAUUUAAUAUGCAAAAUAUAAACAGAUGCGCUACACCUAGUACCAGUGGAUUUAGUGUCAGAACACUGUCCUCCGUAAUAGACUCUGGGGAAAUAUCGUGGUAUGAACCAGAGAAGGUGGAGAAAGGAAAGCUUAAUGCCAUGUGGAGAAGAAUAUACAAGUUACUGCCUAUGUUAUCGAAGAAGAAAGAGCCAGAUUAUUUUGGAAGUUGA
Messenger RNA from Ylistrum balloti, 1578 nucleotides. RefSeq lists its product as uncharacterized. The record is from RefSeq and is a predicted model, not a curated record. Bases 1 to 1578 code for a protein of 525 amino acids. NCBI's taxonomy places the organism in Eukaryota, Metazoa, Mollusca, Bivalvia, Pectinida, Pectinidae. The transcript is spliced from 10 exons.